This is a messenger RNA of Solanum tuberosum (potato), 906 nucleotides long. RefSeq lists its product as uncharacterized. Gene Ontology annotation, molecular function: nucleic acid binding. Gene Ontology annotation, biological process: DNA integration. NCBI's taxonomy places the organism in Eukaryota, Viridiplantae, Streptophyta, Magnoliopsida, Solanales, Solanaceae. The transcript has 2 exons. The record is from RefSeq and is a predicted model, not a curated record. Bases 1 to 906 code for a protein of 301 amino acids.
AUGGCUUCAAUGCUAACCCUUCCUAAUCAAACAGAAGUUACUAUUUGUCAAAGAUGGAUAGUACCACCGCCACAUGAGGAAGACUAUAUAGAAAAUGAGCUUGAGAGUCUCAUUCCUGUUUCUGAAGCCGUAAAGAAGAUUAGAGAAAACCUAUUAUUGACUACAUGUGUUAUGGGAUACUUCCAGAAAAUCCAAGGAGAAGGUUUGACAUUCGUCAUCAUGCACCUCGCUUACUUUACUACAAGGACUCAUUAUAUAGAAGAUCAUUUGAGGGUGUACUAUUACGAUGUUUGGGAGAGCAAGAAGCAAUUCAAGCUCUGCAAGAAGCACACUCAGGACAUCCCUCGCUACAUAAUAACGGACAAUGGCAAGCCAUUUGAUAACAAAUUAAUGAAAAAAAAUUGUGAUCUCUUUGGCUUCAAGCAGCGUAAAUCUUCUAUGUAUCAUGCUACCGCCAAUGGUCUUGCUGAAGCAUUCAAUAAGACUCUAUGCAACCUCCUGAAGAAAGUUGUCUCCAAGUCCAAAUGGGAUUGUCAUGAAAGAAUGGAAGAAGCUUUGUGGGCAUAUAGGACAAUAUACCGCACACCAACUCAAACAACACCAUAUUCACUUGCUUUCGGAGUUGAAGCAGUCCUUCCACUCGAGCGUCAAAUAUCUUUCUUAAGACUUGCUAUUCAAGAAGGGCUUACUGAAGAAGAAAAUGCUCGACUGCGUCUUGUUGAGUUAGAAACACUUGACGAAAAGAGGCUAGAAGCCCAACAAAACCUUGAAUGUUAUCAAGCUCAUCUAUCUCGUGCUUUCAAUAAGAAAGUUCGCUUGAGGUGUUUCCAAGUUGGAGACCAAGUUCUUGCAGUAAUAAGACCCAUCAUUACUUCGCACAAGUCUGGGGGCAAAUUUACCUCGUAG